Puntigrus tetrazona (Sumatra barb) is the source of this 1233-nucleotide messenger RNA. It is a transcript of the gene cunh11orf98, whose product is annotated as chromosome unknown C11orf98 homolog. The record is from RefSeq and is a predicted model, not a curated record. Lineage: Eukaryota; Metazoa; Chordata; Actinopteri; Cypriniformes; Cyprinidae. The coding region runs from base 49 to 411 and encodes 120 amino acids. The transcript has 4 exons.
UUUGCACAAUUCUCUAGCGCUGGUUUCCGGUAUCUCAGACACAGCAGCAUGGGACCAGGAGGGAAAAUAAACAGACCCAGAACAGACUUGGCCAAGAAGAUGUCGAAGAGAGGCAGGGUUCUGAGUCGAGAUAAGAGAAGAAAGAAGCGGAUCGUAGGAGCCGUGAUCGACCGGGACAUCAUCACCAAACACCACCUGAAGAAGAGGAGCUCCAACCCCAGAGCCAACAUCACGCUGUCGGGGAAGAAGAGGAGGAAGCUGAUCAAGCAGCUGGCUCACAUGGAGCGAGAGAAGAUCUCCGCUGAAGCAGACACGCAGAAGAAGAGCCCCGCUCCUCUCCCAGAGAACAAACCCAAGAAACCCAGAAGAGCAGCGGCAGAGAAGCACACAGAAACCAUGGAUGUGGAUUAGAGCCGGAACACACUCGUCUGUGUGUGUGUGUGUGUGUGUGUGUGUGUUGAAGAAAAGAAUAAAUAAACUUCGUAAGAGAUGCAUUUAGAGUCAUUUAAUGGAUCUCACAACAUCCGCGUACGGUUUCUACAAAAAUACUCUUCCGCAAAACUGUUUUCAAUAUCGAUAAUAAUCAGAAUUUUUUUCUGAGCAUCAAAUGAAGAUAUUUGUACAUUUACUACAAAAAUAGUGAUAUUCAUUGCUGAGGACUUCAUUUGGACAACUUUAAAGGAACUUUUCCUCCGUAUUUUGACAUAUUGUUCGAUUCUAACAAACCAGACAUCAAUGGAAAGAUGAUUUGAUCAGUUUUGAGGUCCAGGGUCACAUAUUAGAAUGAUUUCUGAAGGAUUAUGUGACACUGAAUACUAUAGCAAAGUUAUUCCUUAUUAUUUGAUUCAUGAAUAUACGGCUGCGUCGCUCCUCUGGAAAAUCACUGAACACUAGGGGUGUGAAAACUUGAGAAAACUUUGUGUCUUUUAAUUAUAAACAUUUAAUCAAUACAGUGAACUAAUCUAGGACUGUAACUAGGAUUCUUUGGGUGAAUCUGUUUUAGUAAAACAGGCCUAACUUGGUAACUUUGGUGUGAUUAAUAAGGAAGUAAUGAUUUGUCUCGCCGUUAUAGUGCAUUAUGUAUUAUAACAAAAACCUGCGGCAUGGAGACGCUUCACUUUACAGCGCCAUCAUUUAAUUCCAUAUAUAUUUUAAUAUCUGGCCUCAUGCACGCUCAGAAACGUUUGAAAUCGAUGUAUAAUACAUGGGAUAUAUUAAAAGGAGGUUUAUGUA